Megalops cyprinoides (Indo-Pacific tarpon) is the source of this 5152-nucleotide messenger RNA. RefSeq names its product SECIS binding protein 2-like (gene secisbp2l). The coding region runs from base 343 to 3630 and encodes 1095 amino acids. Gene Ontology annotation, cellular component: ribonucleoprotein complex. The transcript has 18 exons. Gene Ontology annotation, biological process: selenocysteine incorporation. Gene Ontology annotation, molecular function: selenocysteine insertion sequence binding; ribonucleoprotein complex binding; mRNA 3'-UTR binding. The record is from RefSeq and is a predicted model, not a curated record. NCBI's taxonomy places the organism in Eukaryota, Metazoa, Chordata, Actinopteri, Elopiformes, Megalopidae.
GACAGCGUUGUCAAGAAUUGAAACAGCGUUGACGUACGCGCGUCGCGCACCCUUUGGUGAGGAGGACACCUUCUACAAGACAACUUGCUACUGAAGCUGUCGCGUUACUUUUGACCCAGUAGGGCCUCCGUUCCAGAUGACUCUCCCAUUUUUUCUGUAUUCUGACUGUAAAACAGCAAGCCAAGUGCUGGCACCGUAGAGCUAGCUAGCACCAGCAGAACGACAGGUCCUGGGUGUGUUUUUACACAGGGGGGCUCCGCGUUUACAAUGAAGACAAUAACAACAUCCUCCUGACAGUCGCAGCGUACACGAAGCGGGUCCGCCAGGGCACCAGUAACAGGCAUGGAUGCGAGCGACAGUAAGGAUGUGAAGCUCUCCGCCGAAGUGGAACCGUUCAUCCCGCAGAAGAAGGGCCCGGACGCUGGCCUGGUCGCCAUGAGCCUGUCCGGGGAGGGCGGAGGGGGCGGCAGUGGCGGCGGGGUGGAACCCGCACCCAUCCCCAGCUAUCUCAUCACCUGCUACCCCUUUGUCCAGGAGAACCAGCCCAACAGGCAACUCCCGCUGUACAACGGAGACAUGCGGUGGCAGCAGCCAAACCCCAGCCCCGGAGGCCCGUACCUGGCCUACCCCAUCCUGUCGUCCCCCCAGCCCCCCGUGUCCAGCGACUACGCCUACUACCAGAUCAUGCCGGCGCCCUGCGCCCCCAUGAUGGGCUUCUACCAGCCCUUCCCCUCCCCCUACGGGGCCCCCGUGCAGGCGGGCAUGGUGAACGCCGUGUCGGCCGACUGCGGCGACCGGCCCCUGGGCCCGGGACAGGCCUUCACCGUGUCCAACCAGAGGGGAAGGGGCAUUGUCCGAACCGCCGUGCUCCCGAAGGUGAGCUCUCCCCCACUCUCUCAGCCAAUGAGAAGCAAGAGACCCCCGAUGAGGAGCGUGGCGGUGCAGAAGGAGAUCAGCGCCUCCGGUCCCGACAGCAGAGCGAAGACGGUCCUCCUGGUGGACGCCGCCCAGCAGACCGAUUUCCCGGGAGAGGCCUCCGGCAAGCCCCUGUCGGAGAGGGCCAGCCCCCUGCUGUGGAAGAACAAGGCGCGGAGGAGGCGGGCUUCCCACCCCACGGCCGAGUCGUCCAGCGAGCACGGCGCCAGCGAGGCCGACAUCGACAGCGACAGCGGAUACUGCAGCCCCAAGCACAACCAGGCCGGCGGAGCGGCCCCGCGGCCCACCGACGGCACCGCCGCCGCCGCGGGAGUUGACACUGGCGUGAUGACAGCGGUGAGCUGGGUCAACGUGGCGUCCCAGGCCACUCAGAAGCCCUGGGUGGACAGAAGCUCCACCUAUUACAGAGGAGCGAAACCACCUGAGCAGAGAAACGGAGCACAGAUGGACUUCCAAGCUGGGUACCAUGGGCAUGGCUGCAGCACCUCGUCCGAAAGGGGGCCCGGUCUGCCCAAGAGGCUGCAGGAGGGGACGGUGCAGGCCGCUCCCCAACUGCCAGGGGCGGAGCUCACCACAGAACCCCUGUACUUUGAGGAUGAAGACGAGUUUCCUGAGCUGGUUUCUGGGGGAGCCGCAGCCCGGAGUAAACAGGAGCAAGCCCAGCCCAAGCUCCCGAAGAACCUGCUGGAGAACCUUCCAGAAAACUCCCCCAUCAGCAUCGUGCAGACGCCCAUCCCCAUCACCACGUCCGUCCCCAAGAGGGCCAAGAGCCAGAGGAAGAAGGCGCUGGCGGCCGCGCUGGCCACGGCGCAGGAGUACUCCGAGAUCAGUAUGGAGCAGAAGAAACUGCAGGAGGCACUGACCAAGGCGGCGGGGAAGAAGAGCAAGACCCCGGUGCAGCUGGACCUGGGGGACAUGCUGGCAGCCCUGGAGAGGCAGCAGCAGGCCAUGAAGGCCCGGCAGAUCACCAACACCAAGCCCCUCUCCUACACAGUGGGAACGACCACCCCUUUUCACGGCAAGGAGUCGGGCAGCAAGGCGUCAAUGGUGAAGGGCCAACAAAACACGGGACCCCACAACAUCCUGGACUCCAGCGCUCCCAGGGUGAAAAGGGGGAAGGAGAGGGAGAUCCCCAAGGUGAAGAGGCCCACCGCACUGAAGAAGAUCAUUCUGAAGGAGAGGGAAGUGAAGAAAGGAAAGUUCUCUCUGGAUCAGAGUGUCCCGGGGCAGGAGGAGCAGGGUGGGGAUGAGCUGCACUUCACCGACGACCUGCCCCGGGAGGGCGUGUCCCAAGAGGAUAACAGUCUGAGCAUGCCCAGUGACGCCUCGCUGUCCCCGGCCAGUCAGAACUCGCCCUACAGCAUCACGCCCGUGUCCCAGGGCUCGCCCGCCAGCUCGGGCAUCGGCAGCCCCAUGGCCGCCUCCGCCAUCACCAAGAUCCACAGCCGCAGGUUCAGAGAGUACUGUAACCAGGUCCUGAAUAAGGAGAUCGAUGAGAGCGUGACGCUGCUGCUGCAGGAGCUGGUGCGCUUCCAGGAGCGCGUCUACCAGAAGGACCCCACCAAGGCCAAGGCCAAGCGGCGCCUGGUCAUGGGGCUGCGCGAGGUCACCAAGCACAUGAAGCUCCACAAGAUCAAGUGUGUCAUCAUCUCGCCCAACUGCGAGAAGAUCCAGUCCAAAGGGGGUCUGGACGAAGCCCUGUACAACGUCAUCGCCAUGGCCAGAGAGCAGGAGAUCCCUUUCGUGUUCGCGCUGGGGCGGAAGGCGCUGGGCCGCUGCGUCAACAAGCUGGUCCCGGUCAGCGUGGUGGGCAUCUUCAACUACUCCGGAGCCGAGGCCCUGUUCAACAGGCUGGUGUCCCUGACGGAGGAGGCCCGCAAAGCCUACAAGGACAUGGUGUCGGCGCUGGAGCAGGAGCAGGCCGAGGAGGCCCUGAAGAACGUGAAGAAGGUGACGCACCACAUGGGCCACUCCCGGAACCCCUCGGCCGCCAGCGCCAUCUCCUUCUGCAGCGUCAUCUCCGAGCCCAUCUCCGAGGUCAACGAGAAGGAGUACGAGACCAACUGGAGGAACAUGGUGGAGACAUCUGAUGGCCUGGAGGCAGCGGAGAGUGACGGGGAGCCUAGCGGCCGGGCAGGGGCCAGAGAGGCUGCGCCAGGAGCCCGCAAAGAUGAGGACGGGCACCCCAGCGCCACCCCUGCUGCUCCCGGCCCGACCCCGGCCCCCCAGCCCGGGAAAGCGGGCGCCCCGGCCGAGAAGGAGGAGGGCAAGACGGACGACCGGCUGGAGUGGGCGUCCCAGCAGAGCACGGAGACGGGCUCCCUGGACGGCAGCUGCCGGGACCUCCUCAACUCCUCCAUCACCAGCACCGCCAGCACGCUGGUGCCGGGCAUGCUGGAGGAGGGCGAGGACGAGGACGAGGACGAGGACGAAGAGGAGGACUACGCCCCGGGCCCCAUCUCCGUGGAGGUGCCCCUCAGCAGCCGGAUCGACUCCUGGGUCUCGGAGACGCUGGAGAACCUCCAGCUGGGCAAGGGCCGGGACAGCACGGAGGAAGAGGAGGAGGAAGAGGAGGAGGAGGAGGAAGCGGGCGGCGGGCCCAGCGAGGAGGAAGAUCUGGAUUCCGCUGAGCUGGCGGAACCGGGGAUGGACCGCAAGGACCAACAGCUGGAGCCCAAGAGCGUGCCGUGUUGACAGGGCUCCUCCCCCCGAAACCACUCCCCCUCCUCCCCGCCAACCAACCAGCGGUGUCUCUAACUGCGCUGUGUUUUCUCAGGAAUCCUGCAGACACCAACCGACAGACUAACCAGCCCAGCAACUAACCAGCCCACCCAGUCUCUUACACAGAGCUCUCUCUACCAUAUCCAUGCUCCCGUUGUCAUCUUCAGAAUGCUGUUCUUUGAAGGAAAAGCAUGAACGAGAACUGUGGGAAUGCAUAAAAAGAACUGUUUAGAAUUGUUAAAAUUAGUCAGAGGUCAUUCCCACUUGAUUUAUGGAGCAGUUCAAAAAUGACACUUUCAUCUUGACAUUCCAUUCCGUUCUAUCAACCCCCUGGCCACACAAUUCUACCCACCACUCCACAUAUCUGCCAGGAGAGCUGCAGAGCCAUUUGAGGGGUAUCCCCCCCUUUCUGGGCAGUCUAAAGACCAGCCCCAGCCUCACCCCUCCCUCACUGUAAUGCAGCCAUCAGAAGUGGCAGCUAUGUGUGCACAGGACAGACCUGUUAAGGGUCGUGCCCUUAAAUCGCCAUAGCGCUAUGUUUGACGGCUGCACUUACCAAGUCUACAUAUUUAUGUGGGUUGCCCGAACAAGUAAUGCCCCACUUCUCUUUCCUUGGAGUAAGGUUGAAAAGCGGUGAAACUUCAUAGGAAUAUUUCACAAUUUUAGAACAAGAAAGAGGGGCGGCUGGGUAUUACUGUACCAAUACUUGAUCGUUUCCUGUAGUCGUUUUUAUGAGGGGUGUUGCUUUCUGGGUAAACCGUGUUCAUUAUAUUUUUUUAUUUUCCUCUUUUUAAGCGUGUCGAUUCUGGUUCAGGGUGUAGAUUUAAAAAAUCACUGUUUCAGCCGCAGGUCUCUUUAGCCUCUGAAUAUGUGCAGUAAACAUACAGAAGUUUAGUUUGUAGAUGAUGUGAAGCCAGUUGCGUCGUGCGUUUCUCCUGAAGUUCAAAUGUAGAUCCUGAAUCUGAGAAAAGAACAGCUUCAUCCAGAUGCUCUGGUGUCACUCAGAUCUUUGUUUUUUUUUCCCUUUCUUCAAAAUUUUCUUAUUCUUAGCUGAAAUUAGUUAAAAGACUACAGGGCACAAGGAAGUAGGACCUGUAGAGUAAAUUUGGUUGUACAUACAUGCGUGUAGGUUACGCUGUUAACCUGUAACCUGUAAUAUUUGUCCUGCUUAGAUUAAACCCGUGGAGGGGGGAGCUUAAUGCAUUUUGUGUGAGUUUCUAAAUCGUGGCUUCUUGCUUCUUUCAGUUGUUUCUGUGUUUUGUUUGUUACUGUGUUUAUCUUGGUACCGAUACUUGAUUUUGUGCCAGGAAUAGAAUGUCUGACCGUGCGGGUUCGUGUGGUUCGUGUCCUGUUGGCUCGGCUCCUCCCAGCAGUAGUCGGCCAUUCUUCCAGGCGUGCGGGGCGUGUGGUCGGCGUGGCGACGGAGAGCCCUCCUGCUCAGUUUGCGCUAAUCUAGUUCUGAAUGUAGCGUCGACUGUUCCUCCGCGAAACUGUC